AUGGUAAAAGAGAGGGAAGAGGUGAGGCCAGAAUGCAGGAUAGGAGAGAGAUGGAAGGGAAAAGACUGUGACGAGGCCCAUGGGUAAAAGACUGUGACGAGGCCCAUGGGUAAAAGACUGUGACGAGGCCCAUGGGUAAAAGACUGUGAUGAGGCCCAUGGGUAAAAGACUGUGACGAGGCCCAUGGGUAAAAUACUGUGACGAGGCCCAUGGGUAAAAGACUGUGACGUGGCCCAUGGGUAAAAGACUGUGACGAGGCCCAUGGGUAAAAUACUGUGAUGAGGCCCAUGGGUAAAAGACUGUGACGAGGCCCAUGGGUAAAAGACUGUGACGUGGCCCAUGGGUAAAAGACUGUGACGAGGCCCAUGGGUAAAAGACUGUGACAAGGCCCAUGGGUAAAAGACUGUGAUGAGGCCCAUGGGUAAAAGACUGUGACGUGGCCCAUGGGUAAAAGACUGUGACGAGGCCCAUGGGUAAAAGACUGUGACAAGGCCCAUGGGUAAAAGACUGUGAUGAGGCCCAUGGGUAAAAGACUGUGACGAGGCCCAUGGGUAAAAGACUGUGACGAGGCCCAUGGGUAAAAUACUGUGAUGAGGCCCAUGGGUAAAAGACUGUGACGAGGCCCAUGGGUAAAAGACUGUGACGUGGCCCAUGGGUAAAAGACUGUGACGAGGCCCAUGGGUAAAAGACUGUGAUGAGGCCCAUGGGUAAAAGACUGUGACGAGGCCCAUGGGUAAAAUACUGUGACGAGGCCCAUGGGUAAAAGACUGUGACAGUUGGGAGUCUGAAAAACUAUACAGAAAUACAUCAACGAUACAGCGAACACUAUGUAACAGAUGUGUGUCUCUAUAUCACUUGGAAUCAGUAACCCUUUGAAAAUGUAUACAGUCUUCUCUCUCCUCCUCAGUGUCAGUCUACCUCCACACAGAGAUCGACCAUGAGAGUCCUCCUACUGCUGUCCAUGCCAGGUGAGUCCAGCACAGUCACACUGAACACUACAUAAUAUACACAACACUCUAAUGUACACACAACAGCAGACUAACCCAAUAAACAUUCUAUACAACAAAACACUUGUCCAGCACCUUUGCCUAAACAUUUAGCCAUCUUUGCCUCAACAGUCCUCCUGCUAGCCCAGCCCCCCCUCUACCAAGAACCAUUUCCUUUCCUGGGUGAGUUCAUCCAUGUCAUUAUUACAGUGUCUGUCCACGUAUACGAACACACCGUGACUCUGUACUGUGUCUCUCCACAUCUGGUCAUUAUUUAAUGUCUUUUGUCUACCCACCCCGAGAGUAUACCAUGUCAAAGUAUUUUUUUUUACCAGGUUGAUGGAAACAUUUAGUGUUCUGUGUAUUGUAAUUUGUCUAUUGUAAAUACUUCAAUGAACACUUACUAUCUCAUCAUUUGCUAACAUCUUGAAUAUGAAGUCAUGCACAAAGACAAUCUACCGUACAUUUCCUCCCAAUUUUAAAAGCAGGUGGUCGAUGUUGUAUUCUUGCAUUUUAUGUGAAAUUCCCACUGUGCUUGAGUAGAUCGCUGUUAGUCAUCUGUCACACAUAAAGGGUUGUUUGCCUGUCUGUCAGUCUGCCUGCUGUAAGUUUUAUCACAAUAUGUUAUCAGUCAAUGUAACAAAAGCAUAUCUCAUACUGUUCAUUUGUUCAUUUUGCUUCACAGAGGACUAUGGCCCUGAUUAUUUCCCAGGUAAGAUACUUGUGUGAUCUUGUUACCUAUGCUACUCUGGUAGUAUCCUCAGUUUUGAUAGACUGAUGUAGAGAGCUUCUCUGCCUUUUGCCCAUUGGUGAUGUACUGAAAGUCCUGCUCAGCGCCUCAUUUUCCUUGAGAAAAUUCAGCAAUUCCCUUGUUGUGCUCACUCUCUAUCUCCCUUUCUCUUUCUCCCUUUUCUUCUUGCUCUCUUUUUCUCCAUCUUCUUCUUCCCCCCCCCCCCCCUGCGCUCUCCCUAUCAGAGAAUCCUGACGCAGAUGUCCAGCAGCAGACUCUGUUACAGGAUCCCGAACCGUUCCCUGGUCCUGAACGUCCUGGUCUGUCUGGUACUCACACCUUUCAUUAUCUACUAUUCAACAUGUAUUAUCAACUAGUCUGUUCCAUAUCUACAUCCCGUCCUGCUCUUCUGUCAUAUUAGCAGGGUUAUUCCAUUUAAAUGUUAGUUUCUGUUUUGUUUCAGAGCAAGAGACAGAGCCCACAGAACCUGGCCCCUUAGGUAAGAAAUGGGGAAAGAGAGAGGGGGAGGGUCUGUAUGUAUAGAUGUUAAUGGAUGACUGACUUGGACUAUUAUGCUAUAUGUAGAUGAUUGUCUUGGAUGACUCAUUUGUUUUGUGUUGUGUAGAUUGCCGAGAGGAGCAGUACCCCUGCACCAGACUCUACUCUGUUCACAAACCAUGCAAACAGUGCCUGAAUAGCCUCUGCUUCUACAGGUAUGCUUCUGCACACCUAACCCUUAACUUGUUACCAUGAUAGCGUUGAACAUGGAUUAUAAAGUGUUCAACAUCACACUGUAACCCCAUUCCUCUCUCCUCAGCUUGCGAAGGGUGUAUGUGAUCAACAAGGAGGUGUGUGUCAGGACUGUGUGUGCGCAUGAAGAGCUGCUAAGAGGUGAGGUGUUCUUGUAUACAAUGCACAACCAGCUGUCCCCACUAAAGAAACGCACACACCCGUUCAGUUUUGUAUUCACCUCUGUGGAGGACAAAACCUGUAACACUUCUCUCUCUCUGUAGCUGACAUGUGCCGUGACCAGUUCUCUCGUUGUGGUGUAGCUGCGGUGAGUGGCCAGUGUGGGUCACUGGGGAGCAGCUGUGGGAAGAGCUGUGGAGGCUGUUGAGAACAUAGGACACAUCAGAGAACACCAGCCCAAAUACUGCCACAUCUCUAGGGUCCACAUCCCGCCCCCUCCUCCUCCCGCCACCUCCUCCCCAUCCCCUUUUCUGUUUCAUCUUUGACUUUAUUCCACAUACUUUUUGGUACCAAAGAACUGCCAUGUUUCUUCUCUUUUCAUCUCGUCUCUCCUCCCUCUUUCAGAAUUACAUACAUAAUGCGAAGUGGGAUCAGUAGAACGUGUGUAUGGAUAAAUAUAUAUAUUCUUUUAUACUCAACAGAACAUUGAUGACUGUAUAACAUCACUGGUGCUAUAAAAUCACUACCACACUGGUGCUAUGGAAUGGAAAUCAGCAAUCAGAGGCACAUAAAAAAGCAACGUUUUGAUCUUGUUUUUUUGCCUUACUGUAUCCUAUAUUCUAAAUCAUUGUGUGGUGUUUGUUGUUGUUUACUAUACCUGUGUUG
Coregonus sp. 'balchen' is the source of this 3291-nucleotide messenger RNA. The record is from the annotation of a GenBank genome assembly. Lineage: Eukaryota; Metazoa; Chordata; Actinopteri; Salmoniformes; Salmonidae.